CCCGACCCGACCCGGUACCCCCACAGCACCGGAACCGGUGCGGCAAGGGCGGGGAGGGCGUUCGGGCGGCGCUUGGGACCCGGUGGACCCGGUGGGGCGGGGUGGAAAAUCCAUGCCACGGUAGCGACCUAUGGACGAGAGCGAUGGAAGUAACUCGUCCUCGUCACAGGACAACAUGGCUUUAGAUCAAAAGGAGAUCCCCCAGGCCGUGGAGAUCCUCCUAGUCCUUCGGCUUCUCUCGGGACGCGAGGUGGCCAUUACCAUCAACCAGGAGGCGACCAUGGCGGAUUUACGGCGAAGCGUGGAGAAAGCCUUGGGGAUGCCUCCGCAACUGACGCGCCUCUUUCGGGAAGAGGUGGAGUUAGCCGCCCGCUUCGAUGCCAAGAUUCUGCAGUGCGGCCUGAGUCAAGGCUCUGUCCUCACUGCUGUCACCAUGGCCUCUGAAGAGUUUUUGCCAGUAAAGUUGGAACAUCGAGAGCAGCCGAUGCCCAAACGUCUUCAACUGGAACGACUCGCAGGACACGAUGCAAUGUGGACCUGCUAUGACUUCCGUGACAUGUGCACCGGAGACAUGGUCACGGUCAGGUUCAUUGACUACUUCGAUGAUGAUGAAAUGGCUGGACGCCUUGCCAAAGAGAUUUAUUUGUUGCAAGAAUUGAACCACGAGAACCUCUUGAAGCUGGUUGACUUUCUUCCCCCAGCCACCCCAGACUUCAAGGACUUUUGUUUCAUCGUGGAGCAUUUGGAGACAGAUCUCGGUCAAGUCUUGCGGAGCAAACAGGAGUUAUCAGAGGAGCAUUGCCAAUACCUUAGCUAUCAAAUGCUCAGGGGGUUGAGCUACCUCCACUCCGCCAACGUGGUGCAUCAGAGACUCCGACCACGCAGCGUGCUGGUGAAUCGGAAUUGCCACGUGAAGUUGUCCGAACUCUGGGAUGCUCAAGCCAUUGGAGGAGAAGCCAGCGACAGCGAUACAGCACGCUGGUAUCGUGCGCCCGAGCUGAUCCUCAACAAUGACUGGGAAGUGAUGCCGCUGACGGGCGCCUGUGAUGCAUGGGCGUUUGGCUGCAUCUUAUUCGAAAUGUAUCAGCGGAAACCCUUAUUCACCUCCCCAGAUUAUGUGCGUCAUAUCUCCAGCAUCGUGAAACUUUUAGGAAAUCCCGGUGAAGCAGACAUGGAUUGGGUGCUGAUGGACCGUGCGCGAAAUUUUAUUGGUCAAUUGCCCAAGGGCCCAAGAGAGGAUUGGGCUCAGAAAUGCGGCAAUGCAGGGGAACUCUUAACUUCCCUGGUGGUGUUCGAUCCUCGAAAACGUUGCAGCUGCCCAGAGGCAUUGCAGCAUAGGUACUUCCAGGAUUGGAGUGAUCCCGAGGACUCACAACUGGACCGCUGCCAGGCGC
This is a messenger RNA of Cladocopium goreaui, 1394 nucleotides long. The record is from the annotation of a GenBank genome assembly. Lineage: Eukaryota; Dinophyceae; Suessiales; Symbiodiniaceae.